Messenger RNA from Lytechinus pictus (painted urchin), 1524 nucleotides. RefSeq names its product ELMO domain-containing protein 3-like. Bases 36 to 1508 code for a protein of 490 amino acids. The transcript is spliced from 12 exons. The record is from RefSeq and is a predicted model, not a curated record. NCBI's taxonomy places the organism in Eukaryota, Metazoa, Echinodermata, Echinoidea, Temnopleuroida, Toxopneustidae.
CACCCAUGGAAGGAACCAGUGUCAAUAAAUAAAUAAUGGCGACUUCCAAUUCCAUUGCGAGGCCGAGCAUGGAUGUUAGCGGUAACUUUGCACCUCCUGAAAUCCACAUCUCCGAGCCACCCGAAGAGAAGGAUUAUGAUGAUGAUUUUAAUGACAUCAUAGCUGAAGAUGACACGCCAGAGGCAAAAGGAGAUAACUCUGCUUGUGAGGCAGUCAACUACAAGGUUUCUAUGGAUGAGUUUCAGAAGGUUGAUGUCUUUAAGUCACCUUCUACCCUCACCAAGAUGCCUGAACCUCAACCAUCUUCUACUUGUGGUAUAGAGGAUGAUGUAGAUGGAUCCAUGCAGAAUGAGACUGCUGAGGCGGAAGAACCUGUCCCUGAGGAACCUAGAGAGACUGACCAAUCUCAGCCAUCCAAUCAAAGUUCAUUGACCCACAACCAGUCUGUUGAAGGGGAUGUCAAGUCUGGUGAUCCUCUCUUAGUGAAUGGAACCAGUCAAGCCAACAGAGAUGAAGGACAUAAUGGGGUUACCACUCCAUCAUCAGAGGACAUUCUCAAGGCAGAGAUGAUAAGGACUGCAGCCCCUGAGCCCUCAGAACAGCUUCAGAGAGCCCAAGCCGAGUGGGAUGCUGUGGAGACCAUUCAACCUGGUAAACACAGCGGAGUAAGGAAGCAACCUCUAGUAUCGUUCAAUGAAGCGCUGGGAUUCUUUCAAACCUGCAAUAUGGAGAAAUAUAUCAGUGGGAUAAAACCUUGUAUUCAGAGAUCAGGGUUUGCCGCCCUCAAACAUCUCGUCUUGGGACCACCGAAGAUGAACAAAGGUCUGCUCGAUGAGAGGAACCUAGUCUUUGCUAUUGCACAGUAUCCAUUUGACGAUGAAGAAGACAUUCAUAAGCGUGUUCUUCAGACCAUCUACAAGCAGCUUACAGGAAGUGCGAUAGACUGUCCUAGGUUUGGAUCUCAUUGGGAACAAAUAGGUUUCCAAGGAACGGAUCCAUCAACCGAUCUAAGGGCGUGUGGUUUCCUUGGUCUACUCACCUUACUUGAUUUUCUCAUGGACUCUCAGAAGUUAGCCCUAGCCAAAGAUAUCUACAGACUAUCACAGCAUGAAACACAGAAUUUUCCUUUCUGUGUGAUGUCCAUAAAUAUGACAAGGAUAGCAUUGCAGACGUUACGAGAAGAAUGUUUAUCAAGAGAAUGCAACAGACGGAAGCAAGUCUUUGGUGUUAUUAAUGAUUUUUAUGCGAGCUUAUUCUUACAACUCUAUCAGACGUGGAAACAGCAGAGAAAAACCAUCCAUGAUUCAGGUUUUGUCAUCAAAGAAUUGGAGGCAAGCUGUAAGAAGAAUCCUCGGAAUUUGAUGCGUAACCUUGAAAUCUACCUCGCGGAGAGGUCAUCACGAGGGGGUGACAUGUCUCCGAGGUCAGGGGUCGCCUCAUCACCUGGGAAAGAUAAAACAAUCAUGGACUUUGCUGGUGUGCAUGAGCUGGAAGACAAAGAUGGCUGAAAGCAGGAACAGGACA